Saxophila tyrrhenica is the source of this 972-nucleotide messenger RNA. RefSeq lists its product as uncharacterized. The record is from RefSeq and is a predicted model, not a curated record. Bases 1 to 972 code for a protein of 323 amino acids. The transcript has 4 exons. Gene Ontology annotation, molecular function: hydrolase activity. NCBI's taxonomy places the organism in Eukaryota, Fungi, Ascomycota, Dothideomycetes, Mycosphaerellales, Extremaceae.
AUGGCAGACAACGGCGUCGCCACGAAGGCACCAGAAAGCGAUGCUCAAGAGGAGAACAAGACGGCAGCCGAGCAGAUCAGUGGGAUACCUGGAGACAGCCAGCCUGAUCAGGGCGCUGCGAGCAUGGGAAGAAAUGCUGAGACAAAGCAGGAGGUCACUAAGUAUGGCGACAUCGACGUGUACAUCACAAAGCCUGCCGACUACCCACACCAGCCAUCGAAGCUGCUCCUGCUUCUCACAGGAGGCACCGGCAUCCAGAGCACGAACAACAAAUUGCAGGCUGACAAGUUCGCAUCCGAAGGCUUUCUUGUUGUGAUGCCAGAUCAAUUCGCCGGUGACCCGGCGCCCACCACCACCACAACUGCGCAGGCCGAACAGAGCGCUGGCAUACUGGAGCAGGUCAAGCUGGGAGUUGCUUCCGUGGCCAAAUCUUUCACCAUCGACAUGUGGUUGGCCCGCCACACUCCAGAGAAGGUUCUCCCGAUCUUGCAGAAAGUCAUCACAUCUGUCAAGGAGGAGUUUGCCGAUGCUGUAGCUAAUGGCGGUGGCAUCUACGCCGUAGGAUACUGCUUCGGAGCGAGAUACGUCCUCCUGCUCGGAAGUGAACUCGACAAAGAAGCAGCAUCCGGCCUGCGAAGCCCCGACGCUGCUGCGGAAGAAGGUAUGGUGAGGCAAGGUGCGCAGAUCAAGGCAGGAGCCAUCGCGCACGGGACCCAGAUCGGUAAAGAGGACCUGGAGGGUGUAAGCGUGCCUCUCUGCAUCGUUGCAGUGAAAGACGACAGCUUGUUUCCCGACCACAUACGCGACGAAGGGAAGAAGGCGCUUGAAGCGAAGAAGCUCGAGCAUGAGAUGAAGGUCUAUCCCGGGGUACCGCACGGGUUUGCAGUGUACGGCGACUAUGAUGAUGAGAAGAUCAAGCAGUCUCAGGAGGAGGCAUUUAAGCAGAUGCUCGACUGGCUCAAGUCGCAUUAG